AAAUAUAAUAAAUAUAUGUUUUCUCCUCCUUUAGCUCAGCCUAACCAUGACCCAAACACUCAUCAUUGCUUAUGUGGAGCAGAUGCUGAUCUCAUUAUGCUCGGCCUUGCUACAUAUGAACCCAACUUUACCAUUAUUAGAGAAGAAUUCAAACCAAACAAACCCAAGCCAUGUGCUGUUUGUAAUCAGUUUGAACAUGAAGUUAAGGACUGUGAAGGUUUGCCAAGAGAAAAGAAGGGAAAGCACGAUGAACUUGCAGAUAGUCUUCCUUGUGCAGAAGGAGAGUUUAUCUUCCUUCGUCUUAGUGUUCUUCGUGAGUAUUUGGAAAGAGAGCUCACCAUGGCCAGCCUACCACUCACAUUUGAUGUCGAGAGGAGCAUUGAUGACUGGGUCUUCAUGUGCUUCUUUGUGGGAAAUGAGUUCCUUCCUCACCUGCUGUCGUUAGAGAUUCGGGAAGGUGCAAUUGACCGUUCAGUUAACAUAUACAAAAAUGUGGUUCACAAAACUGGGGGUUACCUUACAGAAAGUGGUUAUGUCAAUCUGCAAAGAGUACAGAUGAUCAUGUUAGCAGUUGGUGAAGUUGAGGAUAGCAUUUUUAAAAAGAGAAAGGAUGAUGAGGACAGUUUUAGAAGACGACAGAAAGAAAAGAGAAAGAAUGAAGGUGAAGAUCAACCAGCUUUCACUCCUGGUGGAGUAUUAACCCCUCAUGCCUUGGGUUCAAGAAAUUCACCAGGUUCUCAAGUAGCCAGUAAUCCGAGACAAGCAGCCUAUGAAAUGAGGAUGCAGAAUAAUUCUAGUCCUUCAGUAUCUCCUAAUACGAGUUUCACUUCUGAUGGCUCCCCGACUCCGAUAGGAGGAAUUAAGCAAAAAGCAGAAGACAGUGACAGUGAACCUGAACCAGAGGAUAACGUCAGGCUUUGGGAAGCUGGUUGGAAGCAGCGGUACUACAAGAACAAAUUUGACGUUGAUGCAGCUGAUGACAAAUUCCGUUGUAAAAUUGUACAGUCUUACGUUGAAGGGCUCUGCUGGGUUCUUCGAUAUUAUUACCUGGUACAAAAUGAAUAUUUUCCUCUAAAUCUCUAGUUAAUCAUUUUAAGAAAAUAGUUAUUUCUAUAAUAGUGUGUGUUGUUGAGCUAUAUUCUGAAAUUGAACCCAGACUCAUAUUUUCAAGCUUCCUAUAAAGAAAUUCAUUACUUUA
This is a messenger RNA of Diceros bicornis minor, 1198 nucleotides long. RefSeq names its product 5'-3' exoribonuclease 2-like. The record is from RefSeq and is a predicted model, not a curated record. The coding region runs from base 16 to 1083 and encodes 355 amino acids. Gene Ontology annotation, molecular function: 5'-3' RNA exonuclease activity; RNA binding. The transcript has 10 exons. NCBI's taxonomy places the organism in Eukaryota, Metazoa, Chordata, Mammalia, Perissodactyla, Rhinocerotidae. Gene Ontology annotation, cellular component: nucleus. Gene Ontology annotation, biological process: nuclear-transcribed mRNA catabolic process.